AUGUGUUCAAUUACAGGCCACUUUUCUCAAAUCGUUUGGAAGUCUACCACACACGUGGGUUUCGGAAAGGCUACCACAGCAGAUGGGCAUAAGGAGUAUUUGGUUGGAAUCUACCUGCCUCCGGCUAACUUCAAGGAUGAAUGGAUUGACAAUGUCCCGCGACCAUUGAACGGACAGAUAUAUGUCCCCAGCUGGAGUGAUAUAAACAACCAUCCUGGAGAUACAGCAAAGCCACCUGUGCCAACUCUGGAAUCGUUAGCUCAGCGGGCCAUUGAUAGUGGACCACUGCCGGUGUCACUACUGAAACGGAGUCCGAUACAUGGACUGUCUGAGCAAAAUUGGCUACAAAACGGUAACCGCUUGCCCACCCUCGCCAAAUGUAUCAAACAAGAGAGUAAAGUCUUUGAACUGAAGAGGCCAUUUGGAUUGAAAUGUGAACGCGUUGUGCAGAUUCGUGAGUGGUUUGCGCUUUCGAAGUCAGGGGACGGAAAAGCAGAAACACUGGAACUGCAUACGUGCUACAGUGCCUCCACGAAAGAACAAAUCGAGGUGAGUUCCGUCCUAUAA
Messenger RNA from Dicrocoelium dendriticum, 567 nucleotides. The record is from the annotation of a GenBank genome assembly. Lineage: Eukaryota; Metazoa; Platyhelminthes; Trematoda; Plagiorchiida; Dicrocoeliidae.